This is a messenger RNA of Caenorhabditis remanei, 2652 nucleotides long. RefSeq lists its product as uncharacterized. The record is from RefSeq and is a predicted model, not a curated record. Gene Ontology annotation, molecular function: small GTPase binding; nuclear import signal receptor activity. Gene Ontology annotation, biological process: protein import into nucleus. Gene Ontology annotation, cellular component: nucleus; cytoplasm. Lineage: Eukaryota; Metazoa; Nematoda; Chromadorea; Rhabditida; Rhabditidae. The transcript is spliced from 7 exons. The coding region runs from base 1 to 2652 and encodes 883 amino acids.
AUGGCUUUUCAACCAGAUCAACAUGAAUUACAACAGGUAAUCCAACUGCUACAACACGCGCACUCAACAGAUCGAGAAGUGCAACGAAGUGUUCAAGUGCAACUAGUUCAACUCAACGAACAUCAACAAUUCUGUUGUUAUCUCGUCUUUAUUCUCAGCGAAAUGAAGGAUCAAAUCGACGCGACGAGUCGAUCUCUGGCAGGUCUCCUCCUCAAAAAUAACAUUCGUGCGAAGUGGAAUAAAUAUCCACAGGACGUGAAAUACUUCGUCAGGACGACAUGUCUCAAGUCGAUCGGCGACCAGGAGCCAUUGAUCCGGGCGACCGUUGGGAUCAUCGUAACGACGAUUGUGAUGGAGGAGAACAUGUGUGAUUGGCCUGACCUUUUGGAUACCCUCGCUACAGUACUCAUGCAACCGGAUGAGUUGAUGCAAGAGGGUGCACUUGGUGCAUUGCAGAAAGUGUUUGAGGACUCGGCGGAUCGAUACGAGUGUGAAUUCCUGAGACCUAUCAUGCCGAAACUUUUAGUGUUCUAUGAGCAUCACUCUGCAAAAAUGAGAGCUUUGGCAAUGAAUUCGGUGAAUUGUAUCCUAAUGGUGAACAAUGAUCCAAUAGACUUUGCCAUCGAUCAGUUCCUUACAAGUCUCUUCGCGAGACACAAUGAUAAUGAUGAGGAGGUGCAAAAACAGUUGUGUAGAUCAUUAACCUUGUUGUUAGACACCCAUAUGGAUAAAAUGAUGCCUCACUUACCGAAUGUGAUUGAGUAUAUCAUUAAGAAAACUCAAGAUCAGAAUGAGUCGAUCGCCUUGGAGGCAUGCGAAUUCUGGUUGAGUAUCGCAGAGAAUAAUGAGAUUUGUCGGACGAUGGUGUUGCCACAUCUCGAUAAACUCAUACCGGUGCUCCUCGGUUCGAUGAGAUAUUCGGAGAACGAUCCGGCGUUGAAAGCCAACGAGGAGGACUCGUCGGUGCCUGAUCGAGAGGAGGAUAUUAAGCCGAGAUUCCAUAAAUCGAGACAACAUGGGCUGGGGAGUCUGGUCGAGUCGGAUGAGGAGGACGACGAUGAUGAUGAUGAUGAUGGAGGCGGUGAUUGGAAUAUUAGACGGUGUUCGGCGGCGUCGUUGGAUGUGUUGGCGUCGAUUUUUGGGAAAGAUUUGUUGGAUAAAUUGUUCCCGUUGUUGAAGGAUACGUUGAUGAAUGAGAAUUGGUUGGUUAAGGAAUCAGGAAUCCUUGCUCUCGGAGCCAUAGCCGAGGGAUGUAUGGAUGGAGUGGUGCCCCAUUUGGGAGAGCUCAUUCCAUUCCUGCUCCAAAUGAUGUUUGACAAGAAGCCACUCGUCCGAUCGAUCACUUGUUGGACACUCUCCAGAUACAGUUCUCAUAUUGUUGUGGAUGAGAAUUUCCGACAGAACUUCUUCAAAGAUGUUCUUGCUAAUCUGCUCCGAUGCUCCCUGGACAGCAACAAGAAAGUACAAGAAGCCGCGUGCUCGGCAUUCGCCACGCUGGAAGAAGAAGCCGGCGAACAAUUGAUUCCAUUCCUGGGCGAGAUUCUCGAACAACUCGUCCAAGCAUUUCAAUGCUAUCAGGCGAAGAAUCUUCUGAUUCUCUACGAUGCAAUCGGAACACUGGCGAAUAGUGUCGGUGAAGCAUUGAGUCAUCCUCAUUACGUUCAAAUGUUGAUGCCUCCGUUAAUGGAGAAAUGGGAGCGGCUUAGUGAUGAGGAUAAAGAGUUGUUCCCACUGUUAGAGUGUAUUUCUGCGAUAGUCAGUGCAAUGGGACAAUCGUUUAUCCCGUAUAUCCAACCGGUCUUCACCAGAUGUUGUAGUUUGAUUGAGAAAUGUGUGUCACAGAAUCAGCAACAUCUGAUGGCACCGGAGCAAGUCGAGGCACCGGAGACUGACUUUAUCAUUGUGGCCCUUGAUUUACUGUCGGGUCUUGCUGAAAGUCUUCCAGAACAUAUGACUCCACUUGUCAGUAACUCAAAGUUGAUCGAGUUGAUGUUGUUCUGCUCGAUGGAUGUCACCACAGACGUCCGCCAAUCGUGUUUCGCACUUUUGGGUGAUUUGACGAAGGCGUGUCCGGAGAGAGUCUUGUCACAGAGUAACAACUUCAUAUUCUUCCUGGCUCAAAAUCUGGAUCCCACCAAGAUUAGUGUAUGUAACAAUGCGAUUUGGGCUCUCGGAGAGUUGGCACUGAAAAUGGGACCAGCUAUGAAGCAAUACGUCGGACCACUCAUCGAACCGCUCAUCGUCGUCAUUAAUAGUCAACAGAAUAUGCAACGAACGCUUCUGGAGAAUACUGCCAUCACAAUCGGACGACUCGGUCAAUUCUGUGGUGAAGAGCUGGCUCCACACAUCAAUCGAUUCAUUCGUCCGGCGUGUUAUUCGCUUCGAAAUAUAAAAGAUAAUGCGGAGAAAGAGAGUGCAUUCAUCGGUUUAUGCAAUAUGAUCAAUAUGAAUCCAGUCGGUGUACUCAAUGAUUUCAUCUUCUGGUGUGAUGCAAUCGCCUCGUGGACCACGCCCACCGAUUCGUUGAGAGCGCUUUUUGCGGGGAUUCUUCAAUCAUUCAAAUUACAAGUUGGCGACUUCAAUUGGAACAACUUCAUUCAACAACUUCCACCACCACUUCGUGAACGUCUCGCCGCUUUUUAUCAGAUCUAG